ACUGUAACUAUAAUAUACUAUAUAAAGGAAGAGGAUGUAGAGCUCGUUGGAGGAUAAUAUAAUAAUAUAAUAUAUCAGCAUCACCGUGCUACUAAUUCUACUAUUGACAUGAUCAGCAAAGUUUAGUGAAUUUAUGCAAUUAAAAAUUAUUAAUAAUAAAUUUUUACAUCUUAAAAGCACGUGAGAAAAUAAAUCUAUUCAUUUCAAGAAACGUGUCUGGGGUUAUAACAUUUCAAGGAUGUAUUAACAUUUAUUUGGCGUUUGCGAUUUUAAACCUAGUGCAGUUUAAGAAAAUAAACAGUAAAAAUGUAUUCAAUCUGUCGGAAUACACACCCAGGCACAGGUGUGGAGCAUGCAAUAACUUGUUACUUCUUCAAUCGUCGUGAUAAAUGCUUGGUAGUCGCUGGAGCAAAUGUCAUACGAGUGUUUCGGUUGAUUCCAGACGUAGAGAUCUCGAAGAAGGAGAAAUUUUCGGACUUACGUCCACCCAAAAUGAAACUCGAGUGUCUGAGUCAAUAUAUACUACACGGCAAUAUAAUGUCAAUGCAGGCAGUUAGUCUGACUGGAUCUCAACGAGAUUCUCUGCUACUCAGUUUCAGAGAUGCAAAGCUUUCAGUUGUCGAAUACGACCUCGAAAAUCAUGAUCUUAGAACAGUUUCAUUGCACUACUUCGAAGAGGAGGAAAUGAGAGACGGCUGGACAAAUCAUCAUCACAUUCCAAUUGUUCGAGUGGAUCCCGAGGGUAGAUGUGCCAUUAUGUUAAUUUAUGGGAGAAAACUUGUAGUUUUACCCUUCAGAAAGGACCCCAUGAUUGACGACAAUGAUCCAAUUGACAUCACAAAAUCGCAAUCGAAUAAGACUCCAAUUUUAUCCUCUUAUAUGAUUGUCCUCAAGAGUCUCGAGGAGAAAAUCGACAAUAUUAUUGAUCUACAAUUUUUAUAUGGAUAUUACGAGCCCACUUUGUUAAUUUUGUACGAACCAGUGAAAACAUUUGCGGGUCGUAUCGCUGUUAGACAAGAUACUUGUGCCAUGGUGGCCAUCUCCCUCAAUAUCCAGCAGAAGGUGCAUCCUAUCAUUUGGUCAGUAUCAAAUUUACCUUUCGAUUGUUAUCAAGCUGUUCCAGUUAAGAAGCCUCUCGGUGGAACUCUGAUAAUGGCGGUAAAUUCGAUGAUUUAUCUGAACCAAAGUAUACCCCCUUAUGGGGUCUCGCUGAAUAAUCUUGCCGAGAUGAGCACUAAUUUCCCAUUGAAAGCCCAAGAGGGGGUAAAGAUGAGUCUCGAAGGCUCUCAAGUAUCUUUCAUCUCGCCAGAUCGUCUUGUGAUAUCCCUUAAGACUGGAGAGCUCUACGUUCUGUCUCUAUUUGCUGAUAGUAUGAGAUCGGUGAGGGGAUUUCACUUCGAUAAGGCAGCUGCUAGUGUCCUCACAUCGUGCAUGUGCCUAUGCGAAGAGAAUUAUUUAUUUUUGGGCUCUCGUCUUGGUAACUCUUUGUUAUUACGUUUCACAGAGAAGGAGCCAGACGAUAGUCAAUUGUUGUCUGAAGUGCAAAUAAUUUCUGAUGACACUGGAGAAAUGCCAGCUAAGAAGGUGAAACAGGAUUACUUGGGGGAUUGGAUGGCUUCUGAUGUGCUCGAGAUAAAGGAUUCAGAGGAACUUGAGGUUUAUGGUAGCGAAACUCAGACCUCGAUGCAGAUAACGUCAUACAUUUUCGAAGUGUGUGACAGUUUACUGAACAUUGGCCCAUGUGGAAAUAUCUCGAUGGGAGAGCCAGCAUUUUUAUCAGAAGAAUUCUCUCACAACAGUGAUCCUGAUGUGGAGCUCGUGACAACCUCAGGAUACGGUAAGAAUGGAGCUCUUUGCGUCUUACAGCAUUCCAUCCGACCACAAAUUGUCACUACAUUUGAACUUCCUGGCUGUGAGGAUAUGUGGACAGUGAUUGGUGCUCCUGGCGUUGAUCAACAGGGGCGAGAAUAUGAAGCCAAUCACGCUUUUCUCAUUCUCAGUCAUGAGGACUCCACGAUGGUACUGCAAACGGGACAGGAGAUCAAUGAAGUAGAGAACAGCGGUUUUGGAACACAAGGGAGAACGAUAUUUGCUGGAAAUCUUGGAGCCAACAAAUUUAUCGUACAAGUAACUCAGAUAAGUGUCAGGCUUAUUCAGGGCUCUGAGCAAAUUCAACAUAUUCCCAUGGAUCUCGGUUGUCCGAUUGUUUAUGCCAGCUGUGCUGACCCUUAUGUAGUACUCCUCGCUGAAGACGGACAGGUUAUUCUUAUUACCCUCAAAGAGACCCGAGGCUCCCUUCGACUGCAUGCUCAACAGGCUAAUCUUCUCUUUCGACCACAAAUUGAAACUCUAUGCGCUUAUCGAGACCUCAGUGGUUUAUUCGUCAAUAAUAUACCAGAGGAGAAUGAGGACAAGCUUGCUGUGGAAGAUGACAAAAAUCUCGAGGAACCAUCAGCAACAAACAAUAUCGACAACGAGGAUGAUCUGCUGUAUGGGGACGGCACUGCCUUUCAGAUGCCGGCGAUUCCAGUUGAGCCGCAACCUAAACUCCCCGAGGAAACACCUAAGAAACAUUCCUGGUGGCAGAAACAUCUUCAAGAUAUCAAGCCAACAUACUGGUUGUUGGUUUAUCGUGACAAUGGAACAUUAGAAAUUUAUUCACUGCCAGAUCUCAAAUUAUCUUACCUUAUUCGCAAUUUUGGCUUCGGCCAGCAUGUUCUCCAUGAUAGUAUGGAAUCAACAACCCUCCUCCACUCAUCGUUGAGCAACGAAUCCCUUAAUCCAGAAAUGCAGGUUCGAGAGAUCCUCAUGGUGGCUCUUGGUCAUCACGGCAGCAGACCUAUACUCCUUGUACGUCAGGAUAAUGAACUGCAGAUUUAUCAGGCCUAUAGGUAUCCCAAAGGGAAUCUCAAACUGAGACUGAAAAAGUUGGAGCAUGGAAUUAUUUUUGGUCAAACGAGAUCUUAUCCCAAGGAGGAGGACAAUCCCCAUAUGAAUCAAACACGAGUGUCAAUGAUGAGAUAUUUCAGUAAUAUUGCCGGAUACAAUGGUGUAUUUAUCUGUGGAGAUUAUCCUCAUUGGAUUUUCCUCACCAGUCGCGGAGAACUCAGGGUACAUCCCAUGGGAAUAGACGGACCCAUUGGCUCUUUCACACCAUUCAAUAACAUCAAUUGUCCUCAAGGAUUUUUGUAUUUCAAUCGAAAGGAGGAACUCAGAAUUUGCGUUUUACCUACCCAUCUGUCGUACGAUGCUCCCUGGCCAGUGAGAAAAGUACCUCUACGAUGCACACCUCAUUUUGUCACUUAUCAUGUUGAGAGCAAGACUUAUUGCGUUAUCAUGAGCACCUCUGAACCAUUAAAGAGCUAUUACAGAUUCAAUGGUGAGGAUAAAGAAUUUACUGAGGAGGAAAGACCAGAGAGAUUUCUUUAUCCAACGCAGGAGCAAUUUAGCAUCGUUUUAUUUUCACCAGUUUCUUGGGAGACAAUUCCAAAUACUAGGAUUGAUUUAGAUCAUUGGGAGCAUGUGACCUGUCUGAAGAACGUUUCAUUGGCCUAUGAGGGGACGAGAUCAGGUCUUAAAGGAUACAUAGUGCUUGGAACUAAUUAUAAUUAUGGAGAAGAUAUUACGAGUAGAGGACGAAUUAUGAUAUUCGAUAUCAUUGAAGUUGUGCCUGAGCCCGGUCAACCCCUUACUAAAAACCGAUUCAAGCAGAUAUAUGCCAAAGAGCAGAAAGGCCCGAUCACUGCAAUCACUCAAGUCUCGGGGUUUUUGGUCUCUGCCGUCGGUCAGAAAAUUUACAUCUGGCAGCUUAAGGAUAAUGACCUAGUGGGAGUUGCCUUUAUCGAUACGCAAAUAUACAUUCACCAAAUGCUCAGCAUCAAGAGUCUGAUUCUCGUGGCAGAUGUUUACAAGUCAAUAAGCUUACUGCGAUUUCAGGAGGAAUACAGAACUCUAUCUCUUGUUAGCAGGGAUUUUCGUCCAGCUGAAGUUUAUACGAUAGAGUAUUUAAUUGAUAGUUCGAAUCUAGGAUUUUUGGUUGCUGAUGGAGAAAGUAAUUUGGUACUGUUUAUGUAUCAGCCUGAGUCAAGGGAGAGCUCUGGGGGACAAAAACUGAUUAGGAAGGCUGAUUUUCAUCUUGGACAGAAGAUCAAUACAUUCUUCAGAAUAAAGGCCAAACUCGGUGAUCCUGGAAAUAACAAGAGACAUUUUUCUGGCGCUGAUAAGAGACACGUUACCAUGUAUGCUACACUAGAUGGAAGCCUUGGUUACAUUCUACCAGUGCCAGAGAAAACGUAUCGAAGGCUUCUCAUGUUGCAGAACGUAUUGGUCACCCAUAUCUCUCACAUGGGUGGAUUAAAUCCAAAAGCUUACAGAACUUAUACGAGUCACGUUCGAAUGCAAGGCAAUCCAGCCCGUGGAAUAAUCGAUGGAGAUUUGGUUUGGAAAUAUCUACAUUUGCCAAAUAAUGAAAAAACUGACAUAGCCAAGAAGAUUGGCACAAGAGUGCAAGAAAUUAUUGAAGAUAUCAUUGAAAUUGAUCGUCAAACCGGCCAUUUUUAAUUCCUUAAAUAAAUUAUUUCUCCCAUUUAUGUAUAUAUAUGAAUGACAUUAAAAUCGAUGGAUUUA
Molecule: messenger RNA, 4626 nt
Organism: Fopius arisanus
Lineage: Eukaryota; Metazoa; Arthropoda; Insecta; Hymenoptera; Braconidae
Gene: CPSF1
Product: cleavage and polyadenylation specificity factor subunit 1
Exons: 3
Coding region: 307-4560 (1417 amino acids)
Cellular component (GO): nucleus; mRNA cleavage and polyadenylation specificity factor complex
Molecular function (GO): nucleic acid binding; protein binding
Source: RefSeq, a predicted model, not a curated record